Molecule: messenger RNA, 2540 nt
Organism: Amaranthus tricolor (Joseph's coat)
Lineage: Eukaryota; Viridiplantae; Streptophyta; Magnoliopsida; Caryophyllales; Amaranthaceae
Exons: 6
Coding region: 440-1648 (402 amino acids)
Source: RefSeq, a predicted model, not a curated record
CUCUUUUUCUAUUUAAUUAUUUUGUGCAAUUCAUUUGUUCUAAUUUAUUCUUGAUUUACUUUUGAUUGAAUACGCCGUAAAAAAAUGAGGACCAAGUAAACCAAGUUAUGAUAGAGUACAUAUAGUUUGAUCACAUAACAAAUAACUAGAAGCGUUGGAAAACUUAAACUCCAGAAAACUGAGAAAUUUUCUUAAUCUUACUCAAGCAACUAGCCGCCUUCUUGUUCCUUUGGCAUCUCUCUUGGCUUCCCGUAUCGGUAUCUUUUUUCUAUUUCCUGGGUUUUGUUCCUUUAAGGCUGUGCUAAAUUGGGUUUUCACAAUCAUUGAUUUUAUAACCCAAAUUUGGAUUUUUGGCUACCUAAUUGUUAAGCGUAUAUAGAUAUUCUGGCUGAUUAGGAAGAUCAUUUAAUAACAAGUUUAGGUUGAUUGUGUACCAUAUAUGACUAUAAUGGAUGCUGGAUCUUGGGUUGGUGAUCUGUUUCAAAAGUUUGAAUCGAUAUGUGUUGAAGUUGAAGAAGUUAUAUACGAGGAUACUUUUAAAUAUGUUGAGAAUCGGGUGCGAAAUGUUGGUGAGACUGUUAAGAAAGUAUAUUCAGAUGUCAUGCAAGAUUUACUCCCUUCAUCAGAAUUGGAUCGAGUAAAAGUAGAUGAUCACCUUUCUACAGUAGUCCAUUUUGAUGAUGUAAAAAUAUGUGUGGAACAAAAAAAAGAUAAGAAAAAAUCUGUCCGUGCCACUGCUACUGUUGCUGAUGAAGACAAUAUCAAAAGUGUAUGCAGUGUGAUAAAGGCAUGUAUGCCAACCUACAAUGUUACUGCCGGAGAAAAAUGUGCAGAAGAGAGUUAUAUUACUAAAUUGGGUUCAUCAAAUAAAGCAACCUCUGUGGCGAAAGAUUUAAACUGUAAAAAGGAUUCUCAUAACGUGGUUAUCUCAGAUUUGCCUAGCACAAGUGUAAACAAUAAUUCUGGUCAAUUCACUAUUGUUGAACCCUGUGAUGUAAGUAAUGAAUCAUCAUCUGUACAUGGGGAUGCUAAUUUAAAUGAAGAUUCAAACAUGAGCGACGAUGAAAAUGAAGUAGAAAGUCCCAGGACGAUAAUAAAAUUUAAUGGAGGUAAUGAUGCUUCCAAAGCAAAGAAGAUAGAUUUGAUGUCCCGUGGGCACAUGACAAAUACUGUAGAUGGGUACUUGUCCGAUGCAGCUGACUCAGAGGAGUUAUCACAGAAGACCAAUUUGAGUUGUACAGUUGCCAGAUAUGUGGAUGAUAUGGUACAAGCUGACAAAAAGCUCUCUACAUUUGACAUAGAAGUAUUAAAUUCAUACUUUACCUGUGACUCCGAAAGAUAUGAUGCUAAUAAACAAGGAUUUGUAAUUGCUGAACAAUCCAAUGAAGCUAAGCUUGGAGAAUCAUGCAUUUUGGUAGAGAAAAACGAUGUUUUUUCUAAAUCAGGUUUUCAAGACGUUCAAAAAUCAAAUAAGAAGAAAAUCAAAAAUGUGUUUUUACCAAGAAUAUGGACUAAAAGUAAACGAAAUCAUACUUUCGAUUACGAACAGGAAGGUGAGAAUAGCUUGGAUUCUACUCAUACAGUACAGGUUGAAAUCCAGAAAUCACCAACUUGUGAAUCUUUUGAAUUAGACUGGGAACUUCUAUGAAUUUUAUAAAAACUUAAUGUAAUAUUUUAAAAAAAAAUCAGCGCCCCCUCUCGUAAGAAUUGUGGUGGUGUUCUUAUGAGUUAAUAAAUAAUAAUCACUCAUUAAGUAAAACUUUUAAGCUUAUUUCAUGUUGAGUUUUUUGUCCGAGAUACCAUUCUAUAAUGAGUGUAUAACAAAGAUAUAUAUUUUCUGAGCAUGUGAUCAAUUUCUAUAUUUAUUGUCAAUCAAUAAAUAAUGUUCGAUAAAUAGCUUUUAGCCUUCUAUUUCUUUUAUAAACAUUUAGUAACGGAUGAGGGUCAGGCGUGUGGUGCUUUGUGAUGAGAUUGUAAGAGGUUAGGGUUAAUUUAUAGUGAAUAAAUUGCACAAAUGGCUAAAAGUAUAAUUAAAAAUAGCAUGGACCAACUUAUUAAAUUUAAAAAGUAUGAUUCAGGGGAUGUGAUUAAGUACAUUAGAAAAUGAGGACUGCAACGUUAUGAAUGAAAGAUUAACAAAGAACUCUUAAUAAAUGUGACAAAUGGCUGAAGUAUAAUUAAUACAACGUGCACCAAAUUAAAUUUAAGAAGUGUGAUUAAAUAGAGUAGACAAUGAGGAAUACAAGAUUAUAAAUGGAAGAUUAAGAAAGAGUUCUUAUUAAAUAUAGGGUGAAUUAAGUUUAUAUUAAACUUUUACCUUGUUUUUAGUAUAAUAAGAUGAGAUGAACUUCAUAUAUCUUGACCAAGUUAAGCAUAUAUCAUGGUCAUAAAAAAUGUGUACUUUCAAAUAUUAUAAUUGAAUAUUUUCAAAUAGGAGUUGUAGCCUUUUAUUAGAGUUUUUCAUAAUAAUAAUAGUAAUAAUGAAAUAAUAAUAGCAUAAAAAGAAAUUAAAUUGAAGAGGUAAGAGAGAUAACCAUUUU